AACAGUUUCAUUCACGGUAUUACACUGCUGGCGAUAUUGUGCUUCCGUUCAGUAAAAGAGAACAUUUUUAAAAUUUAAAGAGCAAUGUUUCGCUUUGUUUUGCUAACUCUUGCGUGCCUGUGUGUUGUUGGAAACGCCACAAAUGUCAAGGAAUGUAAAGGCAAACCGUUUCCACUGAAGGUUUCUGUUCGUGAUUGUGAGGAACCACCGUGUGUCGUCUAUAAAGGUCAAAAUGCUGUCAUGGAUAUUCAGUUUGUGGGCGACAGAAACAAUCUUUCGAAUAUGACGACCAAAACCACUGCCAAAGUUUUUGGAAUGAACCUGCCCUAUGAAUUACCCGAGGAGGUGUCAAAUGUGUGCGACAAUCUGUUGUAUGGUGCAAUGUGCCCUAUUGAUAAGGACGAGGAUGUCACAUACAGGUUCAAUUUCUUUGUUGAUCCCGUGUUUCCCGAAAUCACUGCCGAUGUUACGGUUUCACUGAACGAUGCUCAAGAUAACACGAUCAGCUGUUUCGUAUGCAGCUGUAAAAUCCGCAAGGGACCCACGUCACUACUCUUGGAAACGGCCGACCAAGUGAACGAUCACGUCGAAAUCGAGGCAUAAUAUAGGUUCACAGAUCUACCCGACACGACACUUGUUAGCUGACUGAAUCAAGUGAUUGCACGGCUGUCGUAUUGUUGACUAAUAAACUUUCAAUUCCAAAGAA
Molecule: messenger RNA, 706 nt
Organism: Drosophila innubila
Lineage: Eukaryota; Metazoa; Arthropoda; Insecta; Diptera; Drosophilidae
Gene: Npc2e
Exons: 3
Coding region: 85-603 (172 amino acids)
Biological process (GO): sterol transport
Molecular function (GO): sterol binding
Source: RefSeq, a predicted model, not a curated record